Messenger RNA from Meleagris gallopavo (turkey), 5909 nucleotides. RefSeq names its product reeler domain containing 1 (gene REELD1). The record is from RefSeq and is a predicted model, not a curated record. NCBI's taxonomy places the organism in Eukaryota, Metazoa, Chordata, Aves, Galliformes, Phasianidae. Gene Ontology annotation, cellular component: membrane.
UGAAGACGAAAACUAAUGUGAUUACGGCUGAAUUUGGGCACUGCCAGCGUGCUCCCGUGGUCAGCGGGUGCUAGCAGUAACAGCUGCUGCGCUUCCCAUUAGAGGAGAAAGUAAAGACCUUCCCUGACGGGAUGCAUUGCUGGCAGGCUGGGGACGCGGCGGCAGCAGGCAGCAGGGAGGUAAGUGUGGGGCCAGCGCUGACAUGGGCCCAAACCCACACCCACUCCCAAAUGUGGGGGGCUGCAGCCCUGGGGGUGACGUUCCCACUGCCUUUGAGUGCGUGGGGAAGGGCGCGGGAGGCAGCGUGGGCAGGAUGGGAAGGGGGAAACUGUAGCCUGGGAACCUCAGGAGGAGCAAAGCUGCUCAGAGGUACUUGUGCGAGCUGCCACGAGAAACCUCAGCCGGCAAAGAUUUGGAUGUCUCUGCAGCUGGCUCCAACAGCACGAAGGCAUCCCACCACUAGAGCAGGGGCAGGGGGUCUGGCCAAGGCUCCUCUGAACUCCAGAACAUCUCUGGCACGCAGCUGAUGGGAGCGUGAAGGUGCCCUGCUGCAGAAGGUUGAACUGCAUCCUUCUGCUCCUGGCUCCAGGCUGGGCACGAGCUGUUUCGUGUGAGAGGUUUUAAUCAGCUGGCAAAUUUGAAAGCGAUGUAAACGGAGGUGUACACUGGAGCUCCUCAGUCUCUGAUUCUCUUUCAUGUCUUUACAUCUAUUUAUUGACUGAACAUAACAAAAUCUAAGCCAGGAAAAGCUGCACGUUGAAAAGCUUAGAAAGAGCUACAUUAAAAGCAGGACAGUACCCAAUAAAUACAGUGUGCUCACUCUUCAUCAUCAUUUUCAAUAGGGCCUGGAAAACUGGAAUAAGAAAAUAAUACCCUGUCUAAUCUGGAGAUGCGCGUUUUGCUAGCCACCCAGUCUGGGUGAUAACCAACAGCACAGAGCGCCAAGCAUAGAACUUGUGGAGUUCAGCAAGAGUAGAAGGAGCUGAGCUGAGUCACUAGCAUGCUCACACAGAGCCUUAUCCUCCCGCUAAACAUGAAUUUCUGGAGCAAGUCUCUCCCAGCCAUUCACCCUUUGGAUGGCUUCACUAGAAACGUGUCGUCUGGCAGGGUCUUUUCCUUCCCAACCUCAACAAUUAACUUCCAAAUGUGGAAUUCUGGGGAUUCCCAAAGAGGAUCCACAUGCCAGAGGGAUCAUUUAUUCCUCUUCUUUUAGAGGCUGUGGGAAAGGCCACUCGGCUAUCUGGAAGGUGACGGACACCGUUCUGGAGUGGGUGCUCCGGCCACGUCCCCACGCAGCAUGGAGGAGAGGCAGAAGGCCUGCCUGGCGGUGGCUGCCUGUGCGUGCACCGUGCUCUGCAUGGUCUCUUCCACAUCCGCCUUCUCGCACGGCGCCAGCCCCUCUGCCUGUGCUGACAUGAUGCCCAGGCACCUGCGGGCUCAGCUGCACAGCCCCACGAACAACUACGUUACCAUCCACACCAACGUGUCCUUCUACGUCCCCGGAGACAAGGUCCCAGUGACAGUGAGGAGCAGUCGGGAUUUCAUGGGCUUUUUGCUUCAAGCUCGCAAAGUGUCUAAUGAUGAAACGGCUGGCACAUUUGUCUUCAUUCCUCCUGGCUCCAAGCUGCUGUCUUGCUUUGAAGAUGGUGACACUGUCACCCACUCGGACAAGUCCCUGAAGAGAAACCUGUCCUUUGUAUGGAAAGCGCCGGACCAACCCAUUGGAGACAUCAGAUUUUUCAUCUCUGUAGUCCAGUCAUACUUUGUUUACUGGGCAAGGAUCGAAUCGGCCACCGUGGCUCAGCGAGGGCACAACGACACAUCUGCUGGAGGCAGCAGGAAGGCUGGCCCUGCAGCACCUGCACCCACGCAGGAACCUGCUGGCCCCCACGUAGCUGGCACAGCAAGCAAAGCUGCUGGCGAGAUCAGUGAUGGCCAUGAAGAACUCCCUGAUGAGAAGGCACAAAUGGGCAUCCUAGGCUCUGGCUCUUCCGCUGCCAUUCCCAGCUCUCUCCAGUACCCCAGCCCAGCUCUGGUCAGCCCGACCAGCAUCACGCCAACACCAGCACAGGGUUCAGGCACUGGUGUCCACUCAGAUAUGCAGCCCACCGCAGAGCCAACGCAGUUGUCCCAAGCAUUGUGGGGUGCCUCCAGCAGGAGUGGAGGGAGCAGCCCCACGAGCAGCUCAAGGCUGGAGCCAUCGCUUGCCUUCCAAGAGCCAGGCAUGGCCGAUGCUCUGCAAAGCUUCCUCUUCCAGGACUACGCCUCCAGGCAGAGCCUCUCUGACAGAGCACAAAGUAGUGCCAGCACUACCAACCCACACCUGUGUGUGACGUGUAAAGAAGAUGAGCAGGCAAGUACUGAGAAUGGGGCCGCCCUGGAAACUUCCCUGCCUGCAGCAGCCUCUUGGUCUGCCCUACACGCACGCGCUCACCUGAGUGAAGCUGCUGUGACAACAGCCUGGUUCGGCAAUGGGGACACCGUCAGCAAUUUAUCAUUGGCCUGGAGGCAAAUGGCAGAAAGCGAACCACCCCUGCGGCCAGAGGAGGGUGAGGAGGAGGAGGAGGAGGUCAGCGAGGACGUGGGUGGGCACACGCUGCCAUGGGUGACCAGAGCAGGUCCCAAACCCGCUGUCCCAGGGAGGGGGGACGACUCUCGCAGAGGGACACGUCUGAUAGCAGCCCAACUUGGCAUCCUCCUUGUCUGCACGGCGGUGCUGGGGCUGGCUGCGGCGGCCGGCCUGCGCUACAUCUGUGCCCGGUACUGCCACAAGAGGACAGAAGUGUCCUUCAGCCAGCCAGGCAACAACGUCAUCGCUGUGAAGGAAAGCGGGGAGAUGAUGCACUUCCGCAAGAUCCGCGAGAACAGCUUCGUGCUGGUUCAGGCUGAGUACAACUGGAUCGGCCCGUCAAGCAGCGGGAAAAGGAGAAUAAUGUAAGCGUGGGCAGUGCCUACAAUAGUGCCACGUAGGUGAGCCAGCCACCCCUGUAGAUGCAGAUGGCUGAGAUACAUGUAACACAGACUCUAGAAAGCAGCCUUGCUUGUCCUUGCUGCCUAUAGGCAGACAUACUGGUGUACAAACUCGAUGCAGCUGGCUCAGCUAGAUGUGUGAGUCAAAGUAUCCAAGCUACGGCUGCUAAGAGAACUAAAGGAACUACUGUUCUGUGUAUUACACGUACCACAAUUAACAUUGUACAUCUGCUCAUUAACUGUCACUGCAACCAUUACUCUGUUGCUUUAAGGCGGUAGCAAAAACCUCUGAAAUUCUUCCUCUGCACUGUACUGCUGUCUCCUGUUUUAUCUCUGCAAAAGCUUCUAGUGUUAAAUUCCCCUUUUCUUUCUAGGAACUAGAAACGCUUGGUUAAAACCACCAUUCUCAUUUAGAAGCUUACAGGUUCAGGUCUGUGCACUUGCUAUGUUUCAGAUGACAAAAUGCUCGCCAGUAGAUUCCAAGUUUCAAUGGGAAAAUAAAAAGCAGUAACUGACUAGUACAGAACAUGGAUCCACAGAAUGCUGAAUUGAUCUAAGGGAAAGAAACACACGGUGGUAGAAACCAGUUUUUCGGGAAGAAACAUGCCUCCUCAUCAGGUGCAAAUGGAAUAAAACCUUACCUAUCCAUUUGCACCUGAUGAAGAAGCUUGUUUAAGCCUGACAGCCAACAUUUACUUUGUCUUUUACUUUGAGUCAGGCCAGUUAACACUCAGUGCGGAAACACAAACUGAGAAAUACCCUUCCCAGGUCACUUUGGAGGUCCCCAGCAAAGGCUGCCUGGUAAGUUAACAGCAUCCUUGCGCUCUGAGCUUGUGCAAACUCUCCUCCAACUGCACGGUUUUCAGCAGGAGGCCACAAAAACAGCCCUUGGAAAACAUGAAGAACCUUGAUGCAUUCUAAGAAGGGAAGGUGAUGAAAGCAAGGGCAAAGGUUUGUUUUAAUGAAGCCUUGAAAGAGCAAGAAAUAGUUCUGACGAUGGUCCUCCUGAGAUGUAAACUUAAGAGCCUUUCAGAAAGCAGUGAUUCCCCUCUCUGCCAUCCUUUCCUAUGGUGAAGGGGCUCAUGUUGUCUUCUGAGCAGCUGAAUGCAGAACAGACUUAAACUCUGGUGCUGCAACUUAUUUCACAGACCACAAUACUCCCAUCUCACCAAGCAAAGCACACACCUGCACAUGGAACAGGAUCCCACUUCCUUCCUGCUGAUGGAGACAUCAGGCAACUCCCUGCUCUGGCAGCAGGGCUCAGCAAUUAUCUCCAGCUAGCUGGCCGUCUCCAUGCUUCAUAAUGAGAUAAAGCCACGCUCUCACCUCCUCCCUUACACUGCCAUGACUUCAGUGGAUACACGAGAUGCUAUUCUCCUGUUCAGCUUCCUGCAGUGUGAGUAACAUAGCAUGUCUUUUGCUAAAAGAGUCUUCCACACUCAGAGUUUAUUUCUGGCCACGCUACUGUACAGCGACUGGUGACAUGAAACCUUGCAAUCCACACAGCCAAUUUUCUGUCAAGUGAUAAUAAAAUAAACAAGUAAAAAAAAUAAGUGUACUCACAAAUGCAGACUGCAGAAAUGAGGCAGUUUUAACCACUGCACUUGCUGAGAAGAGCAGCUGCACCAGGGCCCUUCCACUGCAGGGUGGCCAGGGUUAGGGGUGCUGUAACUGAAAAUUUGCUUCAGGACUCGAGGGAUUUAAGGUUUUCCUAGUCAGUAAGUUGAGCUGAAACAUUACCUACUAGGACAUCUAUAGGUUUUUAAGCACAAGUCUAGAUGCACACAAAAGAGUUCCCCUCUUACAUCCUUUAUAGAAAGAAAGAAUGUUUCUCUAACUCAGUGUAGGUGAACCUUCUAGUGACUAAAGCAGACUGCAUUUAAUCCAUUGUUAAUGCAGCCCCAAAAUUCCUAAUUAACUGAGAAAAUAGGUCAACAAACUCUUAAAUAUUUAAGGAACUAUCACAUAUUAUUUCAAAAAACUUCUCGUGAUGGCAUGGUUGUUUAUGAAUAAAUUACAAAUACCUAUGUCCUUUUCCACCCUCUCUCCAGAUUUAAUCUUAUCAGACUGGUACAGCUUGAAAAUGCCCCUUUCCUCUCCCCAGCACUUUCCCCAUUGCCCAGUACUGUUCUUGCCAAGCUGGCUGCAGAAAACAAAGGCUCUGGUCUGAAAGAUGAUGUCUGAUUAGGAAAGUAGCACUUCAGUGGUACUCUUGCCUUCUGCCAAACUCUACCUUCUGUUAAAUUCAUGCAGCUCUGGUAUUAUUAGUAGUAAAAACAGUAAUGGUGAGCUCCAAGGGACGUUCUCCUCUGAAUUAGUAAUGAAUGCUGCUACUUUGUGGACUUGGCUGAGACUGAAAGUGCUUGUGUUUUUCUCUUGCCUUCUGCAUGAUGCUUCAUUUAUUGUAGUUGCCAUGACAAGAAGGAUUUUCUCUCUUCUUAAUGCUGUUAAAAACCCAAGCACUGAUUAAUUCAUUAAAAGGCAAAUCAUUCAAAUGCCCCGUUCUUAAGUGACCUGCCUUUUACUGAAAUUAAUCUGUGCUCGUGUUUGUAGCAGAUUUAGAAGAAAAAAUGUCAGAGCACAAAAAGGGAAGACACAAACCAUUCUGAUAGAAAUUAGAGUGAGAAGUGAAAGAACUUCCCUUUCUGGGUGGAUGACUGUGUUGGUCACAAAUGUAGACAGUGGGGGAUCUUAGUUCCUUCAUGCAGGUCAGCCUGAAGCAGUCUGCACCCAUGUGAGGCUGCCAUCCCUCAGCCAAGUGCUUGGUGCCUGAACUGCUGGCAGAAGGUACCGAAAGGGGCUCCCACCUAUCCCUAAUUCACACCCAUCUACGUCUGUCUCCCACCAAUCCACCAGGCAUCAGGUACAGCUUCGGCAGCACAAACUCCUAUGGCUGCAAUUCUUUGGUGACACUAUGAUGCUUGAGCUGUCCUAACUUA